UAGACUCUUUGUUUCCGUUUCCCGGGAGGAACAGCGAAAAAUGCAUACACCAGGAUCACGUAUACACCAGGACCCGCUUUCCUGUGCAAGUGUCAGUGCAGGGCCAGAAAAAAAGCGUCGGUCUAUAGAGUUCGUUUCCGUAUCAUCGUCGAUAUGGAUGUUGCUGAUGUAAAGAAAACAAUGGCAGCCCCGAGGUCAUGUUUGUCGAGCAUCGGCGACAAUCACAGCGCGCCGCCAGGUGCUUCGUGGCGGCGUCGUCUCGACGGCGGGAGUACGCCGUCUGGGCCGCCUUCCGCGGCUGGGCCUGCGUGGCACAGCAGUCGAGCUCGGAGGAGGACUGCGGGGAAAUGGGAGGACAAGGUCCAGAGCUCGAGGAGAGGACUGCUCUGGCAGGCGUACAGGCAGAUCCACCAGCUCACCGCGGGAGUGCGGCGCGAGGCCUACUGCACGGAAGGCGUCCCAGCAACGGCCUCGCGCCUGAACGCGUCGUACUGACCCUUCGCGGCUGCCCUCCCGCCCCGCUCUUCUCCCCUCCUGCUCCUCCCCCUCGUCCCUUUCCUUCCCGACGCUCCUCCCCC
Molecule: messenger RNA, 578 nt
Organism: Prorocentrum cordatum
Lineage: Eukaryota; Dinophyceae; Prorocentrales; Prorocentraceae
Source: the annotation of a GenBank genome assembly